CCGCCGCCCGGGGCCGCUGUGGUGCCCGCCUUCACUAGCGCCCAAGAUGGCAGCGGUGGCGCUGCUUCGGGGCGCGGCUGCGGGGCGCAAGAGCCCGGCCUGGCGCUGGCGGCAGAGCGGAAUCACGAGGCGCUGCCUGGCCCCUGGCCCCGGCCUUCUCAGCCGCAACCCCACGGACGAUGUGGCCUGGACUUGCUUCCGGCUGGACGGGCGCGCCUUAGUGCGCGUGCGUGGCCCGGACGCUGCACCCUUCCUGUUGGGACUAUUGACCAAUGAGCUGCCGCUUUCGGGGCCUCCGACCGGCGCGGCUCAGACCUCUGCGCGUGCGGCAUAUGCCCAUUUCCUGAAUGUGCAGGGACGCACGCUCUAUGACGUCAUUCUGUAUGGACUCCUGGAGGGUACGGAGGAGGCACCAAGUUUUCUCCUGGAGUGUGACAGCUCUGUGCUGAGUGCCCUACAGAAGCACCUCACUGUGUACAAGAUCCGGCGGAAGGUCACUGUGGAGCCACAUCCGGAGCUACACGUGUGGGCUGUGCUACCUUGUGCCUCCCAAACCUCUGAGGCUGCACCUCUAGAAGAGAAGGUAGAAGCCACCACCAUGCUUAUCCGUGACCCCCGGACUGCACGUAUGGGGUGGCGGCUUCUCACUCAGGAUGAUGGCCCAGCCCUGGUGCCCAGGGGACAGCUUGGGGACCUCCAAGAUUAUCACAUGUACCGGUACCAGCAAGGCAUCCCUGAGGGAGUCUGUGAUCUUCCCCCAGGGAUGGCCCUACCUCUGGAAUCCAACCUGGUCUUCAUGAAUGGCGUGAGCUUCACUAAGGGCUGCUACAUCGGGCAGGAGUUGACAGCCCGAACUCACCACACAGGUGUCAUUCGCAAGCGCCUCUUCCCUGUGAAACUUGAAGGCCCCCUGCCUGCCAGUGGCAUCAGCCCUGGCACCUUAGUGAUAGUGACUGCAACAGGCCAGUCAGCGGGCAAGUUCAGGGCUGGCCAGGGACAUGUGGGACUGGCUUUGCUGCGGUCAGAGACAAUAAAGGGUCCUCUCCACAUCAAGACCUCCGAGAGCCAACUGGUGGCUGUGACUGCCACGGUGCCAAACUGGUGGCCCACAGCUACCAAGUAGCUGGAUGCUCUGGAGCUCCACCGGCCUUAGAGUUACCAGAUUCCUUUGAGCCUCUGCCCAGGGUCUUCUACUCUAUAUGCUGCACCCUGUUGGGUAUGAGUUCCUCCUCCUGUGGUGGCCUCCUGGAACACACCCACUAGGAAAGUUCCAUGUGUUCCAGGCUACAGAUUGGCUGAUGCUUCCUACAGAUGUGGACUGUCGUCUCUCAAGAAGUCUGACUGACAGCAGAGUGACCACAUGAUGCCGGGAGAGAGAAGGGUCUGAGCUCCCAUUUGGACCAGAUUCGGAACAAGAUUUGGUACAGUCCAUAUGCCAGGACUAUAGGCCUAUGUUGACAUAGGCCUAUGUCAGGAGCCAGGUCUCUAACCUUGUUUCCCUUUGGAGGAAGAAACUCUGUGUGCCUGCAUAGUUGCUGGGCCAGGCUUUGUGUUCUUUUGAAACUCAUCUCAGGGCAGAGAUUAUAUAGGUUGUGUGCAGGGUCAGGAGUUUGGAUCCCUUAGAUUGGGAGAUGUGUUCUGUGAGCCACAGGGACUACAUGUCUACUGUCUCAAGAGCUCUGUUCACUCCUCAAAGUGAGCUGCUGUCUUCUCAUAUUUCCCUGGAUGCUCUAGGAGGGGUGGAGCCCAGGGCUCAGGUCCAUCUGGGAGGGGCCUCCUCUGCUCAGCUAGCCUUUUUGCUGGUUUGGGAUGUCACUAUGCUUUUAGUAGGGAGUGACUUGCUGGCCACUGGUGGGGUGCAUGCCUCCCUCUGAACCACUUUUUCUAACCUUUGUAAUGUGAACUGGGGGUGUCUUGCCAUAAAGCUCAAGGACUAGUAAAGUGUGGUCUGCAAACA
Arvicanthis niloticus (Nile rat) is the source of this 1957-nucleotide messenger RNA. RefSeq names its product iron-sulfur cluster assembly factor IBA57 (gene Iba57). The record is from RefSeq and is a predicted model, not a curated record. Gene Ontology annotation, molecular function: protein binding. Lineage: Eukaryota; Metazoa; Chordata; Mammalia; Rodentia; Muridae. Gene Ontology annotation, biological process: iron-sulfur cluster assembly. Gene Ontology annotation, cellular component: mitochondrial matrix.